Molecule: messenger RNA, 2398 nt
Organism: Carassius carassius (crucian carp)
Lineage: Eukaryota; Metazoa; Chordata; Actinopteri; Cypriniformes; Cyprinidae
Product: forkhead box protein N2-like
Exons: 6
Coding region: 183-1406 (407 amino acids)
Biological process (GO): regulation of DNA-templated transcription
Cellular component (GO): nucleus
Molecular function (GO): DNA-binding transcription factor activity; cis-regulatory region sequence-specific DNA binding
Source: RefSeq, a predicted model, not a curated record
GGGUUUUGGUAGCGUUGCUGCGCGGAUGGAGGAAACGGUUUGAGCAGUAGAACGCGCCUCAGCGGAGAAACGGCUCGAAUGUGAGGAACCAAACCCAGCUCAGGGCUUUCUGUGCUGUCGGUGGAGUUUACGUUUGUGUGAGGAGCGCAGAAAGUUAACAUCCUACAGACUUCCUUGAUUUAAUGGGUCCAAUCAUCGGGAUGUCGCCGGAUAAGAAAGCAGAAUCCCCAGGCGUUCUGGGGGAUCGGACGGGUCUGCGUGGGGUUUGUGAGACGCUGUCCGAGGACGAGUGCGCCGCCAGCCCUCUGGCCACCAGCCUGGACCACAGCUCCAGCUCCGGAGACGAAGAGCUCACCAACCUCAACUGGCUCCACGAGAACCUGCUCCAGAACUUCACCCUGGGCGUCCCCGAAGCCCAGUCCAGCCCCAGCCCGCUCUUCGACAUCGAGGGCAACCACAGCUCCUCCGUCAUCUCCUCGGCCGCGGAUCACGCCGGUGAGUCCGUCAAGUCCAAGCCACCGUUCUCCUUCUCCCUGCUCAUAUACAUGGCCAUCGAACAGUCGCCCAGCAAGUCUCUGCCGGUGAAGGACAUCUAUGGAUGGAUCCUGGAGCACUUCCCGUAUUUCUCUAGCGCCCCCACUGGCUGGAAGAACUCAGUGCGCCACAAUCUGUCCCUCAACAAGUGUUUCCGUAAAGUGGAGAGGGGCCUUGGGAAGGUUAAUGGAAAAGGCUCUCUGUGGUGUGUGGAUCCCGAAUACAGACCCAAUCUGAUCCAAGCCCUGAAGAAACAGCACUUUCCCACAGCCCACUCCUUCUGUACGCCCCCUGCAUCCCCUCCCAGUGCCUUCUCACCAGCACGUCACCUCUUCCUCCAGGGCUGCGCUCUAAAAGACUCUGAUAUUGAUGCCGCCACUGCUAUGAUGCUCUUAAACUCGGCCCCUGGACACCACCGUGACCCAUGUGACCCGGACAGCCCCAUUGACCUCUCUCGCCCGGAUUCGGUCCUGGUGAGCAGCGACCCGAAGCAGGAUCACAACUACAGCAGCUCGUCCUUCCAGCACUGCUCGUCUCGCUCUUCCUCAUCCUCCUCGUCCUCGCUGUCCUCCCUGGACGAGGCCGGCUGUGACUCGGGCCAGGACCGGCGCGCCGGCAGCGAGGGCUUCCACAGCGACGAGGAUUCGGAGGAAGAGAGGAACCCACGUCUGCCCUCGCUCCCCAUCCGUCGCCCGCUCACCGUCAAGUGCCCUCUUCCAGUUAAACGAGCCCGGCACGAGUCCAAACCAGAGCUGGACGAGGAGCUGAAGGAGGCGGCUGGGUCUCUCUUGCACCUGGCCGGGAUCCGGUCCGGCUUGGAUCUCUCGAAGCGAACGGCCAAGAGUAAAAAGCCGGAAAAGCGUCGGAAAUGAAUCGUUUUUAGAGAGAGACAAAUUCAACCCCUAGACUGUGUAUCAGUGACUGUGCCUCCUCCUUUUUCACAUCAUUGAAACCUUUCUUUAUUUUCGUUUUUUUAUACGAGAGAAUUCCCAUCCCUGACUCAAACUACGGCAAUACGCGGAGUUGAACGAAGCCAUACUGAGAAGCUUACGGAGAAACUGCUUCGGGAUUUCUCGGAUUGGGAGAAACUGUUUUUUUUUUCUCUUAAACGUUUGCAUGCUUCCUCUUUAAGUGAGUGUCCUACUCUUCCAAGUGCUUCUGUGGUAUUUAUACAGAGAACGAGUGCAUGUCUGUGUUGUUCGAAGCACUAACCUCUCGUCAUCCACUUUAAAUAUGAGAAUUACGUCAAGAAUUCCCUGCCUUUUUUUUUCUUUCAUGUACUGAACAAAGAAAUGCAAUAAUUGCCAUCAGGCGGCUGGCGUUGCGUUCGUUCUCUUCAUCAGAGGCGCUGGAUAUGUUUUGAGCAGAUGCAGAAAGAAUGUAAGGAUUACUUUGUCAUUUUUUAGGGAUCCAUCAGUGGUGUUUGGUGAUGUUUAUAAGGGAAAAUCUCCUGAAAAUAGGGCACACUUCACUCCAGAAUCAAAAGAAAAAUAAAUAUGAUUUGCAUUCAAAUUAAACCUGGGACAUUUUCUUCAGAAUUCAAAAUUGUCUUAAUUAAAAAUACUGUAAUAUGGUAUUUUUUUGUGAUAUUAUUAUUAUUUUUUUUUUGGUAGCGCAUCAGAUGUCACCUUGCUGUGAUAUCAAUUAAUACUGUAGUAUGAAAAAAAAUAAAUAAUCCAAGCUGUUUUUACAAAUUGGAGGUGGAACGUACAAUAACUGCAAAUAAAACUUGUGAACUAAAAUAACCUUUUUACAUUUUAAAAGUCAGCAAACAUUGUCUUAAAACCAACCCAAAAUUUGCUACCAUAAUGUAUUUUAACUUUUGCAAAAAUGCAAAUAAAUAAUAAUAAUAAUAAAUAACAGU